CGCCGCGCCGCUCGGCCUCCUCCUCCUCCUCCCCCGCUAGGCUGCGCUCUGAUUGACAAUAAUGGCGACGCGUCUGCUCUGAGUUGUUGCAACCAGCCAGCUUUAAAAAAAAAAAACCGACAACUGAGCUUCGGGAGACGAGAUUGCCCGCAUCGGGAGCGUGGUGCAAGCGUGCAGGGUGCUCUGUGGACAACCGGGAGCGAGUGAGUGAAGAGGGCAGGGAUUGUGUGGGAAGCGCCGUAGACACAAAGAUCCCCCACCGGGCUGGGAGCUGGAGUAGAAACACAACGCGUACAAAGAGCGCAGGAUUUUCCCUGGAAGAAGAAAAAAAAAGGAGACAAAAAGGGGAUUUCCGAUGAAUGGUGGAAGGUGGAGACGGCUGAAAAGAGACGCAACUUUAGAAAUAUUCCAGUAGCUUCACCAUCCUUCUCAAAAACGACGUUCACUUUUUUUUCCCCCUCUCUCCCUGCGUGUGUGCGCGCUUUCCGGAGCUCGAAAAGCCGUCUCCGUUUCGAGAAGCCCGUUAUUAUUAUUAUUAUUAUUAUUAUUAUUUUUUAAUGCAGAAGAAGGUGUCGUGGUAAGAAAGCGAGGGGGCGAGAGAGAAGCGCCGCAAAAGUUGGACCCAUCUGUUGAUCGCCUUUCGUUUGGUUGUGUGUGUGUUUUUUGUCUGCCGACUCGUUUUUAACUUUUGGAUCAGCCUGUCCUGCAAGAGGAGACCCCCCGUCCGCAGGAAGAGGAUAAGUUUCUAAACUUUCGACGGAAAGGGCUCUCUCUCUCUCUCUCUCCGUGUGUCCGUCUCCUGCCCGGGAGGGGGCAGGGGGUUUAACAACAACAGCAGCGAUUUGCAAGCAAUUAUUGCAACGGGGGCGGCUGCUUUCCCCCCUCCCCGGCUGAUCCCUGCUCUGCUUCUAAGUUGCACUUUUUUUUUUUUAAAAAAAAAGAAAACAACAGCGCUGGUCUAGACGAAACCCGACCGGCCGGGCCCUUUGUUGUCUCGGCGCCGUGCUGCCGGACCGCCGAGCCCACUCCGUGUGUCAGCGCCGGCCCGGCCGCUUCCUCCCGUCAGGACCCCAGCUCUAGGAGGAGCGCUGACCCCCCCCCCCCGGGCGCACUGCCGUCGGGCCGAUCCCGGUGACCGGCACGACCCCCCUGCCCGGGCGACUCCCGCCGAGGUCGAUGCGGGGAGCGGGGCAGCCGCACUGAAUAGCCGCCGCCGUCCGUGUGGUUUGCCAGAGGCCGCCGCCAAAUGACCACCGGCAGGAACAACAGGGUGAUGAUGGAAGGCGUGGGCGCCCGGGUGUUCCGCGGGCCCGACUGGAAGUGGGGCAAACAGGACGGCGGCGAGGGGCACGUCGGCACCGUCCGCAGCUUCGAGAGCCCCGAGGAGGUGGUGGUCGUCUGGGACAACGGCACGGCCGCCAACUACCGCUGCUCCGGGGCCUACGACGUCCGGAUCUUCGACAGCGCCCCCACAGGUACGCGGCGGGCGGCCCGGGGUUCUCCAGUUCCCUCUUCUCAGAUCGACAUCUCGGGUGCCAGUAGGACAGUAGUGCUAAGUGUGGAGCUCUUUCUUUCUGCUGGCAGGGUCCUGCUGGAGUCCCGGCGCAAGUCGAAGAAGAUCACGGCCCGGGGGAUCUUCGCCGGCGGCCGCGUGGUCAGGGGCGUGGACUGGCAGUGGGAGGACCAGGACGGAGGCAACGGCAGGCGGGGAAAGGUGACGGAGAUCCAGGACUGGAGCGCCGCCAGCCCGCACAGCGCCGCCUACGUCCUGUGGGACAACGGAGCCAAGAACCUGUACCGAGUGGGCUUUGAGGGAAUGUCUGACUUGAAGUGUGUGCAGGAUGCCAAGGGGGGUUCCUUUUAUCGAGACCACUGCCCCGUCUUGGGAGAGCAGAACGGCAACCGGAACCCGGGGGGCCUGCAGAUCGGGGACCUGGUCAACAUCGACCUGGACCUGGAGAUCGUCCAGUCCCUGCAGCACGGCCACGGCGGCUGGACCGACGGCAUGUUCGAGACCCUCACCACCACCGGCACCGUGUGCGGCAUCGACGAGGACCACGACAUCGUGGUGCAGUACCCCAGCGGCAACCGGUGGACGUUCAACCCCGCGGUCCUGACCAAGGCCAACGUGGUCCGCAGCGGAGACGCAGCCGCCGGCGCGGAGGGGGGGUCCUCCCAGUUCAUGGUGGGCGACCUGGUGCAGAUCUGCUACGACAUCGACCGCAUCAAGCUGCUGCAGAGGGGGCACGGGGAGUGGGCGGAGGCCAUGCUGCCGACGCUGGGGAAGGUGGGCCGGGUCCAGCAGAUCUACUCGGACAGCGACCUGAAGGUGGAGGUGUGCGGGACGUCCUGGACUUACAACCCCGCGGCCGUCACCAAGGUGGCUCCUGCCGGCUCCGCCGUCACCAACGCCUCCGGAGAGCGCCUGUCCCAGCUCCUGAAGAAGCUCUUCGAGACCCAGGAGUCGGGUGACAUUAACGAAGAGCUGGUCAAGGCAGCGGCCAACGGGGACCUCGCCAAGGUGGAGGACAUCCUGAAGCGGCCCGACGUCGACGUGAAUGGACAGUGUGCUGGGCACACAGCUAUGCAGGCAGCCAGUCAGAAUGGACACGUGGAUGUGCUGAAAUUGCUUCUCAAACAUAAUGUGGACUUGGAAGCAGAGGACAAAGACGGAGACAGGGCUGUGCACCACGCUUCUUUUGGAGACGAAGGAUCGGUCAUCGAGGUUCUGCACAGAGGGGGAGCGGACCUGAAUGCUCGAAACAAGCGCCGACAGACCCCCUUGCACAUUGCGGUCAAUAAAGGGCACCUGCAGGUGGUCAAGACUUUGCUGGACUUCGGCUGCCAUCCCAGUCUUCAGGACUCGGAAGGAGACACCCCUCUCCACGACGCCAUCAGCAAGAAGCGAGACGACAUGCUGUCCGUGCUCUUGGAGGCUGGGGCUGACGUCACCAUCACGAACAACAGCGGCUUCAACGCCCUCCACCACGCCUCUCUGCGCGGGAACCCCAGUGCCAUGCGAGUCCUGCUCUCGAAGCUGCCGAGGCCCUGGAUUGUGGAUGAGAAGAAGGACGAUGGCUACACUGCCCUGCACUUAGCUGCCCUCAACAAUCACGUGGAGGUGGCAGAGCUCCUGGUGCACCAGGGCAGUGCCAAUCUGGACAUUCAGAAUGUGAACCAGCAGACGGCUCUGCACUUGGCAGUGGAACGCCAGCAUACCCAGAUCGUCAGGCUGCUGGUCCGUGCCGAAGCCAAGCUGGACGUGCAGGACAAGGACGGGGACACGCCCCUCCAUGAGGCCCUGCGGCACCACACCUUGUCCCAGCUGCGGCAGCUGCAGGACAUGCAGGACGUGGGCAAGGUGGACAGCCCCUGGGAGCCCUCCAAGAACACGCUGAUCAUGGGACUGGGAACUCAGGGCGCCGAGAAGAAGAGUGCCGCCUCCAUCGCCUGCUUCCUGGCCGCCAACGGCGCGGACCUCACCGUCCGGAACAAGAAGGGCCAGUCUCCCCUCGACCUCUGCCCCGACCCCAGCCUCUGCAAGGCCCUGGCCAAGUGCCACAAGGAGAAGACCAGCGGGCAGGUGGGCUCCCGCAGUCCCUCCCUCAUCAGCAACAGCUCGGAGACCCUGGAGGAGUGCAUGGUCUGCUCCGACAUGAAGAGGGACACCCUGUUCGGGCCCUGCGGGCACAUCGCCACCUGCUCGCUCUGCUCCCCGCGGGUCAAGAAGUGUCUCAUCUGCAAGGAUCAGGUCCAGUCCAGAACCAAGAUCGAAGAAUGUGUGGUAUGCUCGGACAAGAAGGCAGCUGUACUCUUCCAGCCUUGUGGCCACAUGUGUGCCUGUGAGAACUGCGCCAGCCUGAUGAAGAAGUGCGUGCAGUGCCGGGCCGUGGUGGAGCGCCGAACGCCUUUCAUUAUGUGCUGUGGCGGGAAAGGUAUGGAGGAUUCUGCUGAAGAUCUUACCAGUGGAAACAUCCCCGCUCUGCAGAGGGACAAGGACAACACAAAUGUCAACGCAGACGUGCAGAAGCUUCAGCAGCAGCUGCAGGACAUCAAGGAGCAGACAAUGUGCCCGGUGUGCUUGGACCGCCUGAAGAACAUGAUCUUCAUGUGUGGCCACGGCACGUGCCAGCUGUGCGGAGACCGGAUGAGCGAGUGCCCCAUCUGCCGCAAGGCCAUCGAGCGGCGCAUCCUCCUGUACUAGACCCCCGGCCGGCCGCCCGCCUGCCCGCCCGCCCGCCUGCCUGCUCGCCCGCUCUCUUUCUUGUGCGUGUGUGUGUUUUCGUUCAGUUUCAUUCAAAGACCAAUCCAGUGUUCAGUCUGUCGACAAGGUCGGAGCGUGAAAAGAGUCCCGGAACAAGAGCGGAGAGCCUUCUUCAAUCCCAGCAGCCCCUGUGCGCCGUGUAUCCCCUCCCGACGGCUUGCUUGCUCUUUUCAGUUGCUCCGGAGGUUUUAACCAAGUGCACGUGGGGCUUCCCUUGUCAAGUGACCUUUCUCCUCGUGGCUGUAGCGUCGUCCCGGGGUUUUUACAGGGGGUUGAGGGGGUUGAGCGAGACGCUUGGCUCUGACCCCUUGUGAAAGUGUGAGUGCUCUGUACAAGACUAAGCUGGACAUCCCGUGGUGCCCAGGAGAGGGGGCUGUUGAGCAAGUGAAGGUGGAGUUCGUGACUGUUCUCUUCUCGAUUGGUGGGGGAAUUGGUUAAUUGCGGUGGUUUGAUUUCAUGGACGGAUGUACAGAAUGUUUUGUAAAAUGCGUCUGCUUUAUCAUCUUUUUGCAAUGUACACAUUUAGCUGUAGGCAAUUGCUUUCCCUGUGGCAGGAUUCACUCGCCCAGUGUCUGUCACUGUAGAUAUUCUGUCAGGAUGGUAACUUUACAGAACAACUAACUUAAGGGCAUGUUGCACAGACUUUAACCAUGCUUACAGUCUUACCAGCCACCCCUACCUAGUUUUCCUGUUUUCUUUUCUAGAGCAAAUUUAGUCUGAUGCCCUGGAACCUCCUGCUAUUUGCUCCCACACAUUGUGGAAAAGCACUCUUGACACUGAGAGAACUGAGCUCAGACCCAUGCUGCUGCUUUGAGCCUGCAGCACCUCUCAGUACCUGCAUUUCCCCUCCAGAAUUCCCAGCUGGUUCUCAAAGCAAUGCUGCAUACCAUGUCUGAGCAGACAGUAAGAACACGGUCAGCUCAGUCCUUCAGCUCAUAGCAUGUUUGGAGAAACUUCACUUCUAACCCGAUCCAUCUGAACUUGACCACCUGAAGGGCUUUUUGCUUUGUGAACCGUGUAAAGGGUGAAUUUGUAGGAUAGCAGCAGGAAAAAUAAUAAAAGGCCAAAAUGUUGUAAAAAUCUGUGCCCCUUUCAUGUAUGCAAGUUACAUUGAAGGUUCAAUGUUUCAUUUUUUAAAGGGGAUGGUGCCGGUUCUGGCUGUGUUUAACUGCCAUGUUUCUUUAAUACUCAAAAUAACAUUAAUAAAUAUGUUAUCUGACUUUCUGUCAAGAAAGCUUUGUAUUUCUUAUGUUUCCUCCACUGGAUGUUGCAUGAGUGUCUCACUUUCCGAACUGGUGUUUCCGGAGAUAUGCGUCUGAGAACGAGCACCAAGAGGUUUUCCAAAGGCCCUGGCUUUGCUUAACGAAGACAGUUUCAUGUAUCUCAAGUAAUGUGCUGGGUUUGCAACCCCAGUGUAGCAUCGCUGAGCCUGAACAUGCAACAUCAUGGUUGGGAUAACAAUGUCACAGUGCCACUGGCAGUCAGGAAGCUGGCAUGAUGGCAGAAGGUGCUGACUCUUGUGUGCAGUCCGAUAUUAAAGUACAAAUGUGGAACAUGCACUUGAAAGGAUGAUCUUUCCUUUGAUAUAAAAGUGUAAGGCAGUUUAUACAGAGCAAGGGAUUGGAGUGUUCUCUUUACAAGCAUGCAUGGAAUUAAUUGAUCUUUAAGGGCUUCGGUCAUGUAAAAGUACUUUAAGUACGUUAAACAGAGAUAAGGUACAGAUGUGACGGCCUCUUCUGAAAGCAGCAUAUUUUCUGAACAUGUUAUACAUUGUUGACCUAAGUACUCGGUGUGCUUUUCAUGUUUUUAUAGCAGGCCGAUCUAGAGCACAGUUUGUUUUUAAGCAUUUUUGUGCUGCCAAAAAUGUAGGCAAUUAACUGUAAAAAAAAAGUCUUAAAUUUACAAUUUUUGUACAAUGUGACUUUUACAUUGGUACAAAUGUAAAAUAUUUGCUAUGAAGUAGAGCACCGCUUCUUGCAAGCAGCUGUGAUAACUUGCUGUUCUUUGCAGUCCUAGGCUGUAAUGUGAGAAGCUACAUGUGUGCUUCGCUUUAAAACACUGGAGGAUCGUUCUGCUCGGUUUCCUCCAUGUGUCCAUCUACACGUGUGGAUGCUUAUCCUAACUGGCUGCUGAUCUCUGAAUGAAAAAACAUUUCAUUCUAAGGGGGCUGUCAAGUACAGCGGGUCGUCUGAAAAUGCUAGGACUUACCCCUGGAAAGCUUUUCCUUUCGCAUUGCUGCUCUCAUUAAGACUGUAGGUAUUGCUGCUUUCUGGAAGUAAGGGCUUAGUUAAAUGUAGCUGUUUUGACUGUGGGCGCUAAGCUCUCAGAUUCUUUAACAAAAAGUGUGGUUCAUGCAAUAGUUCAGAAAAAAGUAUGCAUUUAAAACACUAAAAAUCCAGGCAUUUUAAAGUUUUUAAAGACUUGUUUUGGGGCUUGUCUACAGGUGUGAUGUAUUUAAGCCUGGUGUGAUCUCGCUACGUAAGAAAGGACUUGAGUAGAUCCAUCGUAUUGCAUUGAAUACGAGAAUGUGUCACGGAGAGGUAACCAAUCGAAAGUGUCUUUCGGAUCAGGAUACUCAGUAGAAACACAUUAGAGAGGAGUUUUACUCUGUCACUUAUGAGCCAGCCGUUUCGCUUGUUUUUAAGAAGUGCAGCAUAGUUCUGCGGUCUUGUUAGAAAAAAAGCAUGGUGUCAGAGGCUUUCAGUGCAAAUAGAUUUAGUUUUUAAAAAUCCGCUUUUGCUUUCACUUGCAGAUAUUUUUUUUUAUUUCAAAGUGUUCUCUUAACGUUUAAGCUAGAUGCACUAAUGUACUUUACUGGUAGUAAUGUAUUUUUAUUUUGUUGCAACUAUUAGGUUGUUUUGUUUUCCGAAAACGCUUUUUUGCGGUCUUGUAACUGGAAGGUUUUAACAGCUUUUGUUAUUUUUGUUUGGGGGGGAGGGGGGCAGGAACGUUUGUAACGUGAGAGAAUGUGUAACAUGAAAGCUGUCUAUUUCACUUUGUGUUACUGAGUGAUCGAGAAUAAACACCUUGUUGAUACGAAUCGGUCUUAUGAACUUAAAGCUUUGGGAAUAAACAUCAUGUUGCCUCA
Molecule: messenger RNA, 7352 nt
Organism: Lepisosteus oculatus (spotted gar)
Lineage: Eukaryota; Metazoa; Chordata; Actinopteri; Semionotiformes; Lepisosteidae
Source: RefSeq, a predicted model, not a curated record